Molecule: messenger RNA, 1200 nt
Organism: Darwinula stevensoni
Lineage: Eukaryota; Metazoa; Arthropoda; Ostracoda; Podocopida; Darwinulidae
Source: the annotation of a GenBank genome assembly
CACAUGACAAUUACAUACUUGGGACGCCACUGAAAGGGUUAAAGAAAGACUUUGACUGUUAGAAUUGUAUGACCUUCAUGAGAUCCAGAUUCCACAAGGCUUACAAUGACACGUCAUGCAAAGAAUGCAACAGCCAGUCAGGUGUACACAUACCAUGAGAAGAAGAAAGAUGCUCAAGCAUCUGGGUAUGGGAGUCAAUCUAUGCGCUUUGGGAAAGAGAGCAUUAAGGAUUUUGAUUGCUGCUGCCUUACACUUCAGCCUUGCAGGAAGCCUGUAGUCACGCCAGAAGGAUACCUUUAUGACAAGGAGAGCAUCUUGGAGUAUAUUCUCAAGAAGAAACGAGAGAUUGCUCGUCAGCUCAAGGAAUACGAAAAGCAAAAGGCCAAUAAUGAGGUGGACAGUAGACAGAAGGGCAUGGAAGUAUCACAGGAGGUGGUAAGAGAGAUCUCAACCAAAGAAGGCAUCAUUGCUCAGAAAAAAGGGGAGCCUGGCAUGAGCCAGUCAGUCUCAAACAUGGCUGUGGGAAAAAGUUCUCAGCUGCCUAGCUUCUGGAUUCCUCAACUCACGCCUUCAGCAAAAGCAGGGAAGAUGAAAAAACCGGUAGAAGAAACUGGAUGUGUCAGUCUUCAUUAUACAUUUUCUGCCAAAGAGCCAAUUAUGGGGAAAUCAGAGGGAGAUCAAAUUAUUAAUCCAGAUGCCAUGGCAAAUGGUAGUAUUCCCCUUUCUCCCCAUGCAGAAGCUAGCAAGCUGCUUGAAGCUGCACUACAGCAGAUGGAUGGCAUUAUUGCAGGUACCCGAUCAGAGCUGGUUUAUUCAGAGCCGGGACCCCAGGGAGCCAGUACAUCGAUCCUCCAUGCGGCGGAGUUGCUGAAAAAGGCACUUGAGCAAGUUCCCGACUCAGAAUGGUGGCGUUCCCCCGUGGAUCUUCCCACUAGGGACAUUUUCCUUCGAUGGAUUUCCGCUGCAUCACCUGCUUCUUCCUCUCCCUCUUCCGACCAUACUCAUCUGGAUACCUCUUCCCAUAUGUCUGACUGUCUUGGCCUCUUUUUGGACUUGACUCCGUCGAGAGACGUGCUGCUGCUGUUUGCUUCGGCAUUGCCAAGCUACGCUUCCCCCUCCGUCCCCUUCGCCAUGCGGAGCCUUAUUCCUUCCCGCCUCCAUGUCAUUCCAUUCCGUCUCGUUCUGGAGUGUCGCUUCUAG